AUGAAUCUGUUUCUGAUUCCAGAACAGUUUCAGGUUGUUGGUCCAGCUGGUUCUCUUGUUGCUGUAGCUGGUGAAGACCUGGUUCUGCCCUGUUCUCUCAAACCCAACAUCAGUGCUGUGGACAUGACAGUGGAGUGGAGUAGACCCCAUGGAUCAGACACUCUAGUGCAUCUGUACACAGACCAUGAAGACAGAAAUGAGAGACAGAUAGAGUCCUAUAGAGGGAGGACAGCACUGUUUAAAGAGGAACUGCAGAAAGGCAACACUUCAUUAAAACUCUCCAGAGUGAGAGUCUCUGAUGAAGGAGAAUAUAAAUGUUUGAUUGAUAAUAAAAGCUGGCAGGAUGAUGUGACUGUUGAAGUCAUAGUUGAAGUUGUUGGAACCGACCCUGUGAUCACUGUGACGGGCUGUGAUGACUCAGGAAGACUGAGUCUACUGUGUGAAACUAGUGGUUGGUAUCCUGAAGAGCCUGAUGUUUUGUGGCUGAACAGUGAAGGAGAGAUUCUCCCUGCACAGGAUACAGAGACAGAUGAAGACAUAGAAGGUUUCAAUGUGAAACAACGUGUUAUUGUACAGGACAGUAACAUCAACAGACUCUUCUGUAGAGUAAUGAUGACAGAUCACAUGAAGGAGGCAGAGAUUUUCAUCCCAUUUUGCAGGAAUCCUGUGAUCAGGGCUCUGAACCUCAUCAUUCCCUCAGGGAUCUGUCUCAUCAUGCUGAUCGUCUUGUUGUAUCGGAAAGGACAAAUACAGAAAGCAGCAGUGGCGUUUGUUGAAGAAAAGCUGUCAAAUCAGAGAGUGGACAUGAGUAACAGGGAACUGAAUGAUUCUGAUGUGGAGAAGCUCUCUGUUGGACUGAAGAAUACUAAGCGUACAGUGGAGAUUCUGAGGUAA
Messenger RNA from Chanos chanos (milkfish), 894 nucleotides. Its product is annotated as butyrophilin subfamily 1 member A1-like. NCBI's taxonomy places the organism in Eukaryota, Metazoa, Chordata, Actinopteri, Gonorynchiformes, Chanidae. The transcript has 4 exons. The record is from RefSeq and is a predicted model, not a curated record. Gene Ontology annotation, molecular function: signaling receptor binding. Gene Ontology annotation, biological process: regulation of cytokine production; T cell receptor signaling pathway. The coding region runs from base 1 to 894 and encodes 297 amino acids. Gene Ontology annotation, cellular component: external side of plasma membrane.